AUGCUGCUCCUCCAAUUUGAAAAAUACGGCCGUGUGUUGUCUGUGGAGUUAAAGCAUGGAGGCUUUGCUUUUGUCGAAUAUGAAGAUCCUCGUGAUGCUGAUGAUGCUGUGGUGAUUAUCGCCGAGGGCCUCCCCCGCCUCCUCGCUACGGCCGAGGGCGCUCUCCAGGACCGUAUGGAAGGGACCCAUAUGACUAUGGAUAUCGUGGACGUGGCUAUUCGAGAUCACCCGACCGGGGGUACGGCUAUCGCCCUCGCUCCCCUUAUCAUUCUGGAGGCUAUCGUGGCCGAUCUCCCUCGCCUUAUUACCGUGAUAGCGGACGGGGUCGUUCGCCGAGCCCAUAUGGGUAAGUUACCUUUACAUUAUAGCCAUUUGACUAUUCCUGAUCAGGCUCCAUUGAUUUGA
Messenger RNA from Lobosporangium transversale, 405 nucleotides. RefSeq lists its product as hypothetical. The transcript is spliced from 3 exons. The coding region runs from base 1 to 405 and encodes 134 amino acids. Lineage: Eukaryota; Fungi; Mortierellomycota; Mortierellomycetes; Mortierellales; Mortierellaceae. Gene Ontology annotation, molecular function: RNA binding. The record is from RefSeq and is a predicted model, not a curated record.